Molecule: messenger RNA, 4167 nt
Organism: Alternaria burnsii
Lineage: Eukaryota; Fungi; Ascomycota; Dothideomycetes; Pleosporales; Pleosporaceae
Product: phospholipase d nuclease
Exons: 9
Coding region: 1-4167 (1388 amino acids)
Biological process (GO): cell motility
Molecular function (GO): catalytic activity
Source: RefSeq, a predicted model, not a curated record
AUGUCUCGCCGAGAUGAUGAUCUGGCAUAUGGCGACUACCAUGGGCAGGGAGGCGAGGAGGGCGAUCGCGGGUUUGUAGGUGACAUGGGUCGGCGUUUUGGCUUUGGCAGAAAAGAGAAUAACCAACACUCAUCUUCAUCCUCAAACCAGGGCAGCGGCGGCAUGUCGUUCUUCAAGAAGAUCCACGACCCGCUUCACGGCUUCGUCUCUGAUCUCAAGGAUGCCAUAUCCGGAGACGACAACGCGCAGAAGCCCCCGCCGGGUACAUACGAACAACAGGGAGGGCAGCCACAGCCUGGGCAGGAGUACCACGAGCAACACCGCUUCUCGAGCUUCGCGCCUGAACGUCAUGGCAAUGACAUCAAGUGGUAUGUCGAUGGAUGCAGCUACAUGUAUGCUGUUUCCAUAGCCCUGGAGCGCGCCAGAGAGUCGAUAUGGAUACUUGACUGGUGGCUCUCCCCCGAGCUGUAUCUCCGUCGACCGCCAGCGAAGAACCAACAGUACCGGGUCGAUAGGAUGCUGCAAGCGGCAGCGGAACGCGGUGUCAAGGUCAACAUCAUUGUAUACAAAGAAGUGACCCAAGCUCUGACUCGUAAGUUUUUAAAUCCAACGUUACCCGACUAUCUUCAUUCUCUUCUACCGAGUUCGACGGACAGGUUCACCCAAGGCCUCACGCGAGUCGGCCUAGAUGUCAUAUUCAAAAGUCUUGAAGAGUGGGAAAAGACAGAUCCGCUGAUUGCCCCUCCUAUUACAGUUUCUUCAGCUCAUACCAAGCACCACUUGGAAGAUCUUCAUCCUAACAUUGGCGUUUUCCGACACCCCGAUCAUCUGCCGGAUGCAGCAGUACUACAGUCGUCUUUCUUCGCAGCCAUGAAAAACAUGUCUUUCACCCCAGCAAAACUCGCCCAACUUCCUGGAGACGGUCUCAAGGCCAUUUAUGGUGCUCACGAGGGCACAGUUAUGUACUGGGCGCAUCACGAGAAGCUCUGCCUGAUCGAUGGCUACAUCGCGUUCAUGGGCGGACUGGAUCUCUGCUAUGGUCGUUGGGACACCAACCAACAUGCAAUCGCUGACGCGCAUCCUGGCAACAUCGACCGCAUUGUGUUCCCAGGCCAGGAUUUUAAUAACGCCCGCAUGCUCGACUUCCAGGAUGUGACCAAUUGGGAAAACAACAAACUCGAUAGGACACAAAGCUCUCGUAUGGGAUGGUCUGACGUGGCUUUGUGUAUCUCUGGCCCGGUCGUACAGGAUCUUCGUACUCACUUUGCGCAACGCUGGAACUUCAUCUAUGACGAGAAGUACAGCAAAAAGGCUACCAGAUACGCCAGACUACCAGAAACUAGCAGUGGAGCUCAACAGGCUCCCAUGCAACAGCGCGGAUUUGAAGGCGAAGAGGAAGGCGAACGUGGCUUUGGUCGUGAGGAGGAGGGCGAGCGAGGGCUGUUCGGACACGGUGCUGGUGGACACCUUCGCCAGAAGAUGCAGAGCAGGUUCGAACAAUACGGCCAAGAACAUGGAUCGCAAUAUGGCCAGCAACAAUCCCACGCGGAACAUAGCUCCCAGCAAGGUGGUGUGGAUUGCCAAAUUACUCGUAGCUCUGCCAAAUGGAGCCACAACUUGGUCACUACCGAACAUUCUAUCCAAAAUGCCUACUGUGAGGUCAUUCGAAACAGCAAGCACUUCAUCUACAUCGAAAACCAGUUCUUCAUCACUGCUACCGGUGAUCAACAGAAGCCGAUCAAAAACAAGAUCGGAGCCGCUAUGGUCGAACGCAUCAUUCGCGCUGCACGUAAUGGCGAGAAGUACAAGAUGAUCGUUAUGAUUCCUGCAGUGCCAGCAUUUGCUGGUGACUUGAAGCUUGAUGAAGCCCUGGGUACUCGCGCUAUCAUGGAGUUCCAGUACGACUCAAUCAACCGCGGUGGUCACUCGAUCUACGAGGAAAUUGCUAAAGCUGGAUUCAACCCUAUGGACUACAUCCGAUUCUACAACCUUCGCAGCUACGACCGCAUCAACUCUAGUCAGAUUAUGAAAGAGGCAGAGCAGCGCAGCGGCGUUUCGUAUAACCAAGCUUCAGAGGGUUACGACGCAGCACAUGACAACGCUCGUGGCUACGAGGCUUAUCGUCCACCGCCCACUCAGGAGUACGGCGUUUACGAGAUGGAUGGUUCCGGUCGUCCUCCAUCUCACGGCCGACCCGAUGCUGGCCCGCAGAGUCAGGGAAGACCAGGUGAUUACGAUCGCUACCAGCAGGAAGCAGCCAAGAUUGGUGGUCGUCAAGGACUCGGCGACGGACGCUGGGACACUGUCAGCGAGUGUUAUAUGCUUGGCGGCGAAGACAUCCGUAGCGUGCCUUGGGAGGGUAGUGCUGCCGAUGAAAUGGACGCCUUCGUGUCUGAGGAAUUGUACAUCCACAGCAAGCUUUUGAUCGCCGAUGACCAGAUCGUUAUUUGCGGCUCUGCAAACCUCAACGACCGUUCCCAGCUCGGCGACCACGACUCGGAGAUUGCGGUCAUUAUUCAGGACCCGAGGCCGGUCGACUCUUACAUGGACGGACGACCAUACCGUGCAUCAGAGUUCGCUGCUAGUCUACGAAGAGAACUCUUUAGGAAGCACUUAGGUCUACUGAAGCCUCAGGAUAUGGAGCGUCCGACAGCCAACUACCAGCCUAUCGGUGUUCCCAAUGAGUACGACUGGGGCUCGAACGAGGACCGACAAGUCGUUGAUCCAUUGUCUGAUGACUUCCAGAACUUGUGGAACUGGAGAGCGCACACCAACACACAAGCUUUCGGCAAAGUAUUCCACCCUGUGCCGAGCGACGAAGUCAAGAACUGGAAGCAGUACGACGAAUACUAUUCCCGGUUUUUCGGACAGGACGAGAAGGCAAAGGAGAACAAGAAGCCAUCCAUGUACAAAUGGGGCCACGUGGUUGCAGAGAACUUUGGGCAGGGCGAGCAAGGUGUACGCGAGGUCAAGGAGGUGCUCAGCACCAUCAAGGGAAACUUGGUGGAGAUGCCCCUUCUUUUCUUGAAGGAAGAAGAUAUUGCGCAGGAAGGUAUUUCCCAGGUUGCGCGAGAUGGUUGUGCAAACAUCGUGUGUACUUCGUUUUGCGGCGCCAUGCCCCGUCUAAUGACAGCUCGCAAUGCUGUCAUACUGGUUAAUGUCAUACUCGUCACUGCGCUGUUCGUCCAUCUCAAGUCUGAGCUCUGGGACAAGAAUGUCGCUGCAGUUGGAUCGGCCACUCUGACACACCUUCCCGACGAACUCUACGACGAGCAACAGCCGGGCGAGGCAUCGCACGAUGCGAAAGAGAAGCCCCUAAAGGCCAAUACUGGUAUCAAAGCGCGUCGGACUGCGGUAGUCGUCGCGAGCCAGAGUUCUGAAAAUGCGACGUGGCUAGAGGAGUACUUCCCAGAGUGGGAGAAGAACAUCUAUCGCGUAGACGACGCGAACGCUCCGCUUACAGUACCCAAGAACAAGGGCAGAGAGAGUAUGGUCUAUCUGACAUUCCUGCUCAGCUACAUCAUCGAUCACUACGCCUCGCUUCCCGACAACGUCCUCUUCAUCCACCCAAACCGCUACCAAUGGCACAACGACGAUCCCGACUAUGACGGCCUCCCGAUGCUCCGCCACUUCCAGCUGCCUUACCUUGAGAAAGAAGGCUACGUGAAUAUACGUUGCGCAUGGUCCUUGGGCUGCCCAAGCGAGAUCAAGCCUCUUGCCGAAGAAGGCGAACACAGAGAGGCCGUGCAUGCUGGCGGACAAUAUAAGAAGGCCUUUGAGCAGCUGUUUCCCGGAGACAAGGUGCCAGCUGUCGUGGGCGUGAGCUGCUGUGCGCAAUUCGCCGCGACAAGAGAGAAGAUUAGGGAGAGAACUAAGGAGCAGUACGAGAAGUAUCGCGACUGGAUCAUGGAGACGGAUCUCGGCGAUGCUAUCAGCGGCAGAGUUUUCGAGUACUCAUGGCAUAUCAUCUUCGGUAAGCCUGCCGUACACUGCCCAAACGCCCAAGACUGCUACUGCAAGGUAUUUGGCAUCUGCAACUUGACAUGUCCAAACCAAGGAAGCUGUGAAGGACGAUAUACUCUGCCACCCUACUCGAGCUUACCAAAGGGAUGGCCCUAUGUGGGGUGGGAGGGCAAAGAACGCCAGCGCGCUGCUUCUGAGCAGUGA